Messenger RNA from Cordyceps militaris CM01, 807 nucleotides. Its product is annotated as autophagy protein 5. The transcript has 2 exons. Gene Ontology annotation, cellular component: Atg12-Atg5-Atg16 complex; cytoplasm; phagophore assembly site membrane. The record is from RefSeq and is a predicted model, not a curated record. The coding region runs from base 1 to 807 and encodes 268 amino acids. Gene Ontology annotation, biological process: cellular response to nitrogen starvation; autophagy of mitochondrion; C-terminal protein lipidation. Lineage: Eukaryota; Fungi; Ascomycota; Sordariomycetes; Hypocreales; Cordycipitaceae.
AUGUCCGCCCCCAUCUCCCAGGCCCUAUGGGAUGCCCGGAUACCGCUCUACAUCACCCAUCCAUCCGCGCCUACCGCGCCCUUCAUCACCAGCAUCCCGCGUUUUUCCUACCUCGCCCUGCUGCUGCCGCGCCUCUCCGCCUUCUUCAACACGCCCUGCUCCAGUUUCCACUUUGAGGAUGUUUUGCUGCGGAACCUCGCCGCGGGCCUGCUGGUGGACCUGUACCAGCCGUCGCUGCCGUGGCGGCUCGUGGUCAAUGAUGGCGUAAGCUGGGACAUUUCCGACACGUUCCUCAACGCCGCCAAGGAGGCAGACUUCAUCCGCAACGCCAACGCCAACCAAAUCAUGAAAAUGUCCAAAAGCGACACCACGCAGCUCUGGCAUGCCGUCAUUGAUAAUGACUAUGCCGCGUUUUCCCGCAUCAACAACCGUCUGCUCAAUGCGCCUACGGCCCUCAAGCACGUCCCAAUGCGCGUCUACUUGCCCCUCGUACCGGUGGGCAGCGCAAGCGGCGGCGGACAGUCGACCACGGUGCAUCAGCAGCAGGCCGGCGACGGUUCAUCGGCGGGCGCCUUCAAGGUUCUCCAGUCUCUCGUACAGCCGCUCGGCACAGAUCGAAAGCCAAGACUUCUGGGGCAUGCGCUCAAGGAGAUGAUGCCGAAGCUGUUCCCGAGCAGCAGGGAUCCCGUCAUGGCAAACGUUCUUCUGCACGGAGUAGCGGUGCCUUUCGAUGCCCCGCUCGCGGAUCUCAUGAGAGAAGCAGCCUAUCCUGACGGCUGGCUAAGUUUUGUUGUCGUCAUCUUAUGA